AUGUCGGAUAAAAUCCUAAAGACGGUUAAAAAAAUAAUGCAGGAAAUGGCUCUUCCAGCUGAAAAAACCCCACAAAAAGUUACCAUUGUGGGGGCGGGUGCUGUUGGAAUGGCAUGCGCCUACAGUAUGUUGCAACAGGGAGUGUGCACUGAACUUUGCCUAGUGGACACGGUUGAAAACAAGGUUAAAGGAGAGAUGAUGGAUCUGCAGCAUGGUCAGGCGUUUACUGGACGAUGCAUUAUUCAGGCAGAUACAAGUGAGCUGAUUUUCUGGCCACGGUAUGACUAUCGCCAUAAAAAAUGA
Strongylus vulgaris is the source of this 303-nucleotide messenger RNA. The record is from the annotation of a GenBank genome assembly. NCBI's taxonomy places the organism in Eukaryota, Metazoa, Nematoda, Chromadorea, Rhabditida, Strongylidae.